Pocillopora verrucosa is the source of this 6761-nucleotide messenger RNA. The record is from RefSeq and is a predicted model, not a curated record. NCBI's taxonomy places the organism in Eukaryota, Metazoa, Cnidaria, Anthozoa, Scleractinia, Pocilloporidae.
GGCGGAAAGGUACACGUACAUGGGAUGUAAACACAGUUUUACCCAAAAUGUCGCUGAUUGUUCACGACACGAUAUCGCUGACAACUUCUGGCGGAGUAAGCAGUAUUCAGUUGUGUAUCGGAGACAUCACGAAGCUGUCGAAGGAAGAACAAGUCGAUGUUUUGGUUGUUUCUGCGUUCCCAGGUGACUACUCCCCCACACCUAGUUCUCUAAUAGGAGCUCUUUCCAUCAAUCUUGGCAUCAGUGUGCGUAAUCUCUCGCAGGACAAGGAAGAAGACCUUCGUAAACAGUAUUUCUGUUGGUGGUCCAAACCACUUCAUGAACGGCACAGUUUCAGAAGGAUCCUCUGUUUUGAGGGGGGAUUUGGCAGCCGUGGAAGCUCACCACCGAAAGUAGUGGGGGCUGUGUUUAGAUGUCUCAUACCAAUUCUUAGUGGGAAGGAUUCCAAGGGCGGGUCAGUGAUAAUGCCUCUCCUUGCAUCUGGGGAUCAGGGCUACUCUAAGGCACUGAUGUUAAAACUCAUAAUUAACUCUGCAAUACAAUGGAUCAAGACUGGCCUAGAAUUGAAGACCCUGAAAGUUGUUUUGUUUUCAAGAAAUCCUACAAAGCCUGACAAGUCACAUGAGCCACUCUUUGAAAGCUUUCAAAAGCUGAAAGACACUUAUGGAGACAAAGAAUUAACAUCUGUACAGGAGAUCAUCUACGAUGUUUAUAUGUCCCAUUGUCCCAAAGACCACCAAACUGCCCUGAACAUUGCAAAGUUUUUACGAACUGAGAGAAAAAUCAAAGUGUUUCAUGAUUUCCAAGAGCUUAAUGAUGAUGAUUCUUGGCAAGAGGAGAUAUUUAACAUCAUGGGCAAGUGUGCUCGUGUCAUUGCUCUGUUAAGUCCAGGUUACUUGGAGACAGAGAGUUGUAUAGAACAAUACAACAUGGCCUUGUGUAUAAACAGACGAUCACAAGAAACAGUUCUGGCUCCGUUUUACAUCACCUCAAUGGACUAUAUGCCAACAUAUAUGAGUCUUAUACAGUAUGAAGACUGUAGGCAAAAGGACACAGAAAAGAUCAAAGCAGCCAGUCAUCAUGUGGCAAAUUCGUUGAAGAGGCCGCAAGAAGAUGUUCUAACUGGUGUGAUGGAGACAAAGACCAUUGAAACCUUAAAUUAUGAUGUGUUCAUUUCAUACUCACAUCAGAACAAAGCUCACGCAGAGAAGGUGCUACAAACCCUUACGUCUCUUGAUCCAGAGUUAAAGAUCUUUAUUGAUACAUCUGGUCUGAAUACUGGAACAUCUUGGCAGCAAAAGCUGUACAACUCACUGGAUGCGUCCAGAAGUACCAUUGCCCUGUUGUCGCCUGACUACAUCAAAUCUAGAGUCUGUUAUGAGGAAUUCUGCCUUUCACACGCUUUGUUUAUGGAUAAAGAUAGUAUGAUGGAUCUGGUGAGUGUGUUGGUGGAACCCGUGGAGAAACUUCCUUUGUGGUGUGAACAGCCCCUCCCUGUAGACUGUACCCCUCCGGAAGUGGACGCGGACCAAGUUCUCUCUUCGGUGUGUACUGACUUGGUCAACAGACUGAAAGGUGCCAAUAACGCCCAACUGGUGCAAGACCUGAAAAAAGGAAGUCUCACGCUGGAAUCGUCCAUGGAGCACCACAGGAAAUCAGUGUUUGUGCUUCGUUCAGGUGUUCUUAGUAAGCCUGUAAAUCUCACGGCCUCCAACGACGAGGAUUCCUUAAGGGCGAAUCAUACCAGUGAUGCAGCCACGUCUGCCGAUGGACAGCAGACUGGUGUAGAUCCGUCAACGCACAACACGUCAACAGAAGUGACAUCAUCAAGUUCUACAUCAUCACAAUUGAAAUCUUCGAGUUCAGCUACUUGUGAUGUGGCACUGAGUUUCGCACCAGGAGAUUCAAAAUCAGCGAUGGUAUUGAAGCAGUUACUUCUCGAGAAAAUUCCCUCGUUAAAAAUCAGUGAACCUAAAGCAGAAGACUUCUCAAGAGUGCAGUCUUUGGACGUGGCCCGCGUGAUUGUGCCGCUCUUGUCGUCGGCUUUCUUGACAUCGAACGAACUUGUUCAAGAACUUAAUAUUGCCAUUUGUCGAAACCGUGGUUCCUCGCGACGAGUGCUGUUCCCUGUCCCGGUAGGUGUAGUUCCUCCAAAGCCCUCUUACGUCCAUCUCAUCCCAAGUGAAUUUUCAUGCAACGAUUACAGAUGGGCGUGCAAAGUUUUAGAUCAGGCCUUGCAAAAUGAGGUCCAUAGGCUGGCACACGGAAACGACAUAGAUGUAGAUCUCGCGUUUUGUCUAAGGUGCGCCGCCUUUUCAAUUUCUGAGAGGCUCUUAGGAGAAGAGAGCAAGGACUUGGAUCUUGAUAAUCGAGUUUUAUUGAAUGUUCACGAGGUGGAAGAAAAAUGGAGGCGGGUACAGAUGGCACUUCAACAAGAGGACGGUGUAGCAGUGUCGUGGAAAGCAGCUUUUGGAAUUAAGAUAGAGACCAAUAUGGACGAUUUAAAACCAGCCGGAAAUACUGAAGAACUUGAAGUGAAGCCAGAAGUUAACACUGAAGAUACCAUGGCUGAAGAAAUUGAAUCAAAUGGAGUAGAACUUCAUCGAAAUGACAUCAGCAACGAAAGUGAAAAUACUUGUGAUCAGCCUGGCCCUAGUGAACGCGGAGUGGAGGCUGGAAGCAACGAGCCAGUGUCUCCAAAAGAGCACAAGACUGUCCAUUUUAAUGUGGAUGGAGGUGAAGUGGACGGUUCAAAUAGCUCCACACAAGCAGAAUCCAAAGCUUUAUGCAGCGUAGGAAGUUAUGUCAUCGCUCGUGAAUCAAAGUUUCGGCCUUUUUCAUUCAAAAGGCCAGCAGUACUAUUCAACUUUGAACUCAUCGAAGGUAUCAUGGAAGCUGAGGAAGAAAUGAAGAAAGGGAACUUCCGCAAAGCUCACGAAUUGUUCGACGACUUGCUCAGGAAAGACAAAAGCAAAGUUCAUUACCUGCUGGGGAAGGCUGAUUGUUUUGUUCUAGAAGGACGUUUGAUGGAUUCGUUGCCCAUCUACAGCGAGGCUUUCAAAAGCGGAAAAGUUCAGCCCAAUCGUCUGCUUCAGUUCGUCGACGCUUUGACACUUAUCAUAAAAAGCAAACUGGACAAAUAUGAGGCAAACGACGAUUAUGACACGAUUUUGCAAUGCACGAUUUGUACGGGUAUUUUGUGCGAUCCUGUUACUCUUCCCUGUGGAGAUUCGUUCUGUAAACUGUGCUUGGAGAAACAAGAGGCGAAGAAAUGCGAACAUUGUGAAAGUUCGUUUGCAAACAUGUCUUUAAAGGCAAAUGUUAUCUUGCAAGACAUCCUUGAGAAGUCGUUCGAAAAGGAAUUGGGAGCAACUCGGUUGCGUCUAGAGGGGAACAAUUUGCACAGAAAAAGGCAAAGCCUUGCUGCGAUCGAGAAAUACCUCGAGGCAGAGAAACUAAACAAGUCUGACCACUUGAUUCAGAGUAACCUUGCCUGUAUUCUUAUCUCACUGGGUCGUUUUGAGGAGGGUUUUCUCAGAGCCAACAAGACUUGUCAACUUCAGCCAACAUGGCCAAAGGGGUACUACAGGAAAGGCUGUGCUCUGCUUGGCCUCAAUAAAAAGGCUGAAGCAGUCGUGGCUUUUAUGCACUGCCUUGCAAGGGACCCAGAAAAACCAGCUGUUAGAAAAUCAAUAGCAAAGCUUCUACAUGAGAUGAUUACAGAAGGAAUUUCUUGCUCCAGCCGAGGCCAAAAGCGGGCUAGAACUGCAAACAGUGACAGUACCUCCACAGAUGAAGACAACAACAACAUUAUUCUUCACAGAUUUACAAGCCUUGUGGAACUAGUAGAACAAAGUAAAGAAGAAAAUGGCACUGAUGAAAUGGAAGGUGAGCCUGACCUGAAAAAGUUACGACUUGACAAGCGAUGUUGCGUAGAAGAUGUGGAAUGUACACUAUGCUGCAGGUUGCUCUAUGAACCUGUAACCACACCCUGUGGCCAUGCAUUUUGUCGUUCCUGCCUCAAUUGCAAUCUUGAUCACAGACCAACCUGUCCAAUUUGCAGAUUUUCCUUGAGAAAGUUUCUUGCUGAGAGAAAUCAGACUGUUACAGUUGCCAUAAGCAGGCUUGUAGAAACUGCUUUACCAGAGGAGUUUGCAGAAAGGAAGAAACUACACGAAGAAGAAAUGGAAAAGUUAGCCAGUGUGGCAAGUGACACUACAGAAGAUGUGCCUAUUUUUGUAUGCACCCUAGCCUUUCCAUCCCAGCCGUGCCCUUUGCAUAUCUUUGAGCCUCGGUAUCGUCUGAUGGUUAGGCAAUGCAUGGAAUCAGGGUCACAGCAGUUUGGCAUGUGUCUGCAUGAUGAAGAGAAAGGUUUUGCUGAUUAUGGUGUGAUGCUUGAGAUAAGAGACUUGCAAUACCUUCCAGAUGGAAGAUCUUUUGUUGACUGUGUUGGUGGAAGACGUUUUAAAGUUCUUAAAAGAGGAAUGCAAAAUGGAUACCACACUGCUAAAGUAGAAUGGAUCAAGGAUGAAACGAUUCCAGAGGAAGAACUUGAACAUGUAAAUACUCUUCAUCGACAAGUUUACGAUGAAACAAAAUCUUGGUUUAAUAAUCUACCACUCCUUCCAAGGAGAAGGAUUAUAAACAUGUUUUCAGAAAUGCCAAGCUGUGAUGCAGAGCCUCAGAAUCUACCUCAGGGACCUGUUUGGAUUUGGUGGUUUCUUUCUGUUUGUCCACUGCCCCUUGAUGAACAGCUAGAAUUCAUUUCCAUGUCCUCAUUGAAAAAACGCCUUGAAAAAUUACAACAGAUAAUCUCCUCCAUGCAAACAUAGAUGAAAGGAAUUUAACCAAUGAUCCUAUGAAUUGAUAUUAGAAUAUGUUAUGAGUAUUUUUGUAAAUAAUACAGCUGUUCAUUGUUGUCACAACAAAGGCACAAACUUACCAACUUGUACUGCAGCAAAGUUUGGACAGCUGAGACAUAAUUUAAUUAAUUUUAAACUCCUACUCCGGGUAAAUUUUGAGGAUGAGCAUGUUUUAGUAUUUUAUUGUCUACAUAGAUCUAAUUUUAGUUUGCUGAUGAAUGAAAAACAUACUUAAAAUUACGUUCCUCCAAAUUUGUAAUUAACAUAUCUUGACAAUUUUAUAGUUUAUACAGCUACAUCAUCAUAGCAGAAUAUCAGGUAAAUUUGUCGCCACAAAGAUGGCACAAAUUUACCUACUUUUUACUGAAGAAAAUCUUGCAUGGCUUUAUAAACUUAAUUUAGUUAAACCUUUAACUCCUUGAAGUGAUUGAGAGGUAACUUCUCCCCAUAAUAUCCAUACACUUUCUAGAAAAACAGGUAAGGAGAAUACUUAAACUUAUCACAUAGAAGUUGUUUUUGCUUGAUCUAACACCAAAUUCCUUGAAACAAUUUAGAAGGAAAUGUCUAGCAGCUAGAGGGGAUAAUAGCAAUCAGAUCUUGGGAGUCAAAGGGUUAAUUGUUAACAACUCUAUAGGGUAAAUGUUUAGGUUAGCCGUGUUAUAUUAUUUUACUGUCUGCAUUGAUAUGAGUUUAGCUGAUGAAGGAAGAACAUACUCUAAAUUGUAUUUCUAGAAAUUUGUAAAUAACUUAUUGUGACAGUUUUCAAAUAGACAAGUACCUGCAUGAUCGCUGUGGAGUAGUUGGAUUGCAAAUGGAUGACCCUUACUUUUUCAUGGUGAAUUAAUUUUACCAAUUACACUGAUCACUGUAAUCUCUCAUGAUUAACCAUGUAACACUGAUUCUGAGGUCAUUUUUGAAACUAACUUAUUGUUCUCAUUCAAAUGUGCAGAAAAAUCAUCCCGUAAAAAUUUCACAGCUUUUCUCCCCAGGAAACAGUUCUUUUUACCAAUAGAUCUUUUAAUAGUAGGCAUUAUCCACCAGUACACCUGAAGGGAAUUAUUUAACUAGUUCUGUAGGGAACUCUUAUUAAAAUGCAACUGAAAAUGGCCAAAAGUUUAAUAGAUCAUACUUGUAUCAUAAUGACAUUCUUCAAUCUCCAGAUAAUAUAAUGUUAAUAUUUUUUUUAUUUCUAGUGUUUGUAGCAGAGACAUCUGAGUGUAAUGUAAGAAUGUAUUUAGUGCCAACUUAAUCAUAGUAAGAGUGAUUUCACAUUAGACUGCAAAACUUCCAUCUUCCAAAUGAGGCUGCCUGAAAACAUUAUUUGAGGGACAUGAAAUAAACUUUGACAUUGGAUGUAUCUUUUCAUCAAAAUCUUUAGCCUUUAACAUAUUUGCCAGUCUGAAAAGUUCAUUUAUGGGACAAAAAAAAGAAUCCAUUCUUAAUUAAUGCAAAUGGGCCUCAGCAUGGAAGAAUUAAACUAAGGAUGGUCAUGGUAAUGAUGCUGGUGAAGGCAAUGAGUUGAUGAUAAUAAGGUUGACAAUGAUAAUGGUGAUGAUCAUCAUGGAGUCUGGUGCAGGUCAAUUUUUACAGUUCAAUGUCAGUAUCUUAGCAAUUACACACUUACCUCACCCCUAACCCAACAACAGUCAACUGAUAACAAGUCGCAAAGGAUGUUAAGGUAGCAGAGGGGUAGGAGUGCAGUUGCUCAGACAGUGACAUUGAUCCAACACUACACAGUAUUACUUGUAUUGUUUGUAAUGAUUAAGUUAAGGCUAUGUGUACAGUAGUUUUUAAUAAGUAAUCCUUUGCAUUGCAUUGUGUUGUCAGUAAAUCUUGAUUAUUAGAAGUGUAAUAAAAUCACUCACUGGAAGUGUUGUAUUUCUUGACAUGUGCAUCUUU